This is a messenger RNA of Fimicolochytrium jonesii, 2316 nucleotides long. RefSeq names its product heme peroxidase. Bases 101 to 2065 code for a protein of 654 amino acids. Lineage: Eukaryota; Fungi; Chytridiomycota; Chytridiomycetes; Spizellomycetales; Powellomycetaceae. The transcript has 12 exons. Gene Ontology annotation, biological process: response to oxidative stress. Gene Ontology annotation, molecular function: heme binding; peroxidase activity. The record is from RefSeq and is a predicted model, not a curated record.
CUCGAUCUCAAUGCCGCAUAUGCUAUGUCACCAUGGCUUUAGUGGCCGGUGGAAAUGAUACAAUAGAGUUAACCUAUGGUCCUUGAAUGACGGACCGGAGAUGCGGGCAGCAACUAUUUGUUAUGUCGUCCGGAAAAGCUGGUUCUGGGCCCUUCUCGGUAACGGGAUGCAAUCUACCAGUGCCUUAACCUCUCUGCACGAUAUUAUCACAACUCUGCUAUGGACGCGGCAACUCUGCAAAAGGGAUCAAAAUCGGAAUUUUUGGCCGCUCUGGAGCCCGUAUACACCGCUCGACAUGAAGCCGUGGUUAUGCUACCUGCUCUUUGAGCAACUUUUUGGCGCUACACGCGCUGCCUACCGGCAUUUCGACGGAAGUGGGAACAAUGCGGCUAAUCCCGCUUGGGGCUCGUACGGGACGCCAUUUGGCCGGAUCGAAGUUCGGGGAUCACGUUAUGUCGACGGCAUUGGCGCGCCGAUAGGGACGGGGAACUCCACCUACCCAAGUGCACGACAUGUGUCGAAUACAGUGAUGGGAAGUGCAGGGGACGAUGUGCCGAACGUGGAGAAGGUGUCGAAUAUGCUGGCUUUCUGGGGACAAUUUAUGGCUCAUGACAUCAUCCAUGUUGAAAAUAAUGCCUCCGAGUCCUUCAACAUCGGCGUACCAUCUGGCGAUCCAGUCUACGACCCAGGGAGCACGGGAACAGCAACUAUGAAGUUCACCCGCAUCAACUACACCCCCGAUCCGACGACGCACGAGCGUGUGUUCCACAACAAGCAAUCGGCAUGGGUGGACGGGUCACAGGUUUACGGUGCAGAUGACGAGCGUGCUGCGAUGCUACGGACGUUCUCCAACGGGCUGUUCAGAACGUACAAGGGAAAUCUUCUACCUUUUCGGCCAGAAAGUACGCCGGAUAUCAUGUUGGGAUUGAAACCCCGAACCUUCCUGGCUGGGGAUGUCCGUGCGAAUGAGAAUCCAGCGCUGCUCUCAAUCCAAACGUUAUUCAUGCGAGAGCACAACCGUCGUGCUGCUCAGUAUCUGAAACUAUAUCCAAAUGCCACAGAUGAGGCUCUCUUUCAGAUGGCCAGAACGUGGGUCGUCGCUUGCAUUCAAAAAGUCACGUACUCCGAGUAUCUUCCUCGAUUGCUGGGCCAGCCACUUCCAGCAUAUAAGGGUUACAACGCAUCGAUAGAUCCCGCUAUUGACAUGCUUUUCUGGGGAGCAUCCUUCCGCUACGGCCACAGCGCAAUCAGCCCCAUCAUACCACGUCUUGACGAGAAAUGGGCGCCAUUCCCAAAGGGGCAUCUAAUUCUCCGCGACGCGAUCACGAACCCUGCCGCCGUCGUGACUGAUGGUAUCGAGCCGAUUCUUCGAGGCUUGGUGGCACAGCUGGAACAAGCCGCAGACGUAGUUCUUGUCGAUGACCUCCGUCAAUUCAUGCCGGCAGCUCCAUUCGGGCUGAAGCCGCAGCUUUUCUUCGAUCUGGCGGCUUUCAACAUCCAGAGGGGCCGAGAUAUCGGUCUCCCCAGCUAUAACGAAUGCAGGAAGAGUUUCGGCCUCACGAAAGUUUAUGCAUUCGCCGACAUCACCGCCGACGAGGUUCUACAGAAAGCUCUCUAUGAUGCGUAUGAAGGGAAUAUCGACAACAUAGAGCCGUAUGUGGGCGGAUUAGCCGAGGAUGCUGAAUCUGGGCUAGUGGGGCCGUUGUUCAAGGCGUCGAUCAUGACUCAGUUUAUGAGGUUACGGGACGGUGAUGCGUUCUGGUAUCAACUCCCCGAUGUGCUCAACGCCCAAGACACCAAGGAUUUAAACAAUGUGACCUUGUCAAACAUAAUCCUGUGGAAUACGGAUAUCGCCGCCUUUCCAGAAAGCGCGUUUAGCUGGGCGGACGCAACCACAAUUGAUGCUCUUCGCGGAGUGACCACGAGCAGCACAUCAACUGGCACGACCCAGGGCUCCGCGAAACAAACCGUUCAAUUGACGACAGGGCUGAUCUUGCAAUACUACAUCGAUGUCACUGCGAAAACGGUGGAUUUUGUUAUUGCCUCGAAUUACAGCGGGUGGUAAGAAACUGAAGGGCUUCCAUGUACUUUGGGUGAGAAAAGGACCGAUCUUUGACGAACGCGGGCGGUAGGUUUGCAUUCGGGAUCGGUGAUACCAUGACGAACGCAGACAUGUAUGCGGUUUAUGAGGACGACGAUGGAACCUGGAGUGUUCACGAUUUGUACUCCACAUCGUAUACACAGCCACCAACGGAUGUCAGCCAAGGCUGCACAAACGACAUCACAAACAUGAAAGAUGUGACAGCAGACUGGUCC